AUGCAUAACACAUUUGACGAUAUUAAGCAUAAAAAUAUACCUGAGAGCGAAGUAAUGCCAAUCCAGUCUCCGUCACCAAGGAUGAAUUCGACGACUUUCCAAAUGAUAAACCUGUCAAUGCUGGCAUCCACAGAUGAUUCUCACGAUGAAGGACGUUUACAAUCUAUGAUCAUAUUGACUACGAUGUUGUCCAUAUUUUGCGUUUUGGGCAUAGUUGGAAACGCUAUAGCCUUUUACAUAUACAUGAAAAAACGAGAAAAAUCAACAUCAACUAUUUUCAUUUUGUCGUUGGCUGUUACGGACUUUUUAACUUGCCUUAUUGUUGUUCCGUAUACGAUUGCGGCUGAAUUGCUCCAGUAUCAUUUAGUUUAUGACGUAGUGUGUAAAAGUUAUUUAUUUCUCAUAACGUCAAAUGUACCUUUAUCUGCGUUCAUAAUGGUGGCAAUUGGAUUCGACCGUUAUUUCUGUAUUUGUCACCCAUUUUUACAUAUACUGACUGUAAAAAUUGCGAAAAUUUGUGUGUUUCUCCUGACAGUAUUUUCAUUUGCUUUAGGAAUUAUUACGUCAUUACAGUACGGUGUUUAUUUAGAAAGUAGUCGUUUGAUUCAAACCGAACUUCCAAAUGAUACGGAAUAUUACGGCGAGUAUUACUACAUCGAACCUUCGAAUGAAUCACAAGAGCUGCCACCCUUGCCUAAAAACUUUACGUACUACGGUAUCUGUGUUCCAAACGAAAUCAUUUUGUCGAAUUCAACAUCGGAUAUCUAUCAAAAGAUUUACGCUGCCUUGUUCCUGUUUAGCUUUAUAAUCGUGGCUGUUUUAUAUGCUCUAAUAUACCGGUCUAUAUUAGUUCGUAGAGCUUGGAGAAAUCGUUGUAAACGUGCCAGUUGUUAUACCAGUGUGAACUGUGGCGAACUAGGUAUGGAGGAAACCCAGCUCACUGCAGUAGCUGUUAAUGGUAUUGCACCACCUUUAAUUGGUGCUGCAAUGGGAAAAGGACCAAUCAGAGCCGCAGCUGCCUUACGUGAAAAGAUGAUGUAUGCGAAUAUUAAAACAGCGGCUAUGUUAUUUGUGGUAACUCUUAUUUUCAUUAUUUCAUAUUUACCAUCGUGGUUGAUGGGGCUUGAACUUAUUCCAUUCAAUCUUAUCAUUUAUCAACUUUAUUUCCUAAAUAAUGUCGCCAAUCCAUUUAUUUAUGCUUUUAUGAAUCGAACAUUUAGAGAUGAUUUGAAACAAUUACUCAAAAAAUGCUGA
This is a messenger RNA of Lottia gigantea (owl limpet), 1254 nucleotides long. RefSeq lists its product as hypothetical. Gene Ontology annotation, biological process: neuropeptide signaling pathway. Gene Ontology annotation, cellular component: membrane. The record is from RefSeq and is a predicted model, not a curated record. Gene Ontology annotation, molecular function: G protein-coupled peptide receptor activity. The transcript has 2 exons. NCBI's taxonomy places the organism in Eukaryota, Metazoa, Mollusca, Gastropoda, Lottiidae. Bases 1 to 1254 code for a protein of 417 amino acids.